Molecule: messenger RNA, 4328 nt
Organism: Labrus mixtus (cuckoo wrasse)
Lineage: Eukaryota; Metazoa; Chordata; Actinopteri; Labriformes; Labridae
Gene: tmtc2a
Product: transmembrane O-mannosyltransferase targeting cadherins 2a
Exons: 12
Coding region: 60-2639 (859 amino acids)
Biological process (GO): protein O-linked glycosylation via mannose
Cellular component (GO): endoplasmic reticulum membrane
Molecular function (GO): protein binding; mannosyltransferase activity
Source: RefSeq, a predicted model, not a curated record
GGGGACCUGAUUCCAGUCUUUUCUAUCUCAGCUCUUCUCCCAUUUCGGGGUUUUGAGAGAUGAUCACGGAGCUGGUGUGCACCGCCGUGGCUGUGGGUCUCUAUCUGAACACUCUGGACGCAGAGUUCUGCUACGAUGACAGUCGAGCCAUCAAGACCAACCAGGACCUCCUUCCCGAGACUCCGUGGACCAACAUCCUUUAUGACGACUUCUGGGGCACCCUGCUCACCCACAGCGGCAGCCACAAGUCCUUUCGCCCGCUCUGCACCCUCUCCUUCCGCCUCAACUACGCCCUGCAUGGCCUGCGUCCCUGGGGCUACCACCUCCUGAACAUCGUCCUGCACGCCCUCGUCACCCUCCUCUUCACGGCCUUCAGUCGCCCUCUACUGGGCGGAGGACUUUGGAGCCUUUUUGCCGGGCUCCUCUUCGCGUCCCACCCGGUUCACACUGAAGCGGUCGCCGGCGUGGUCGGAAGGGCAGACGUCGGCGCAGCUUUGUUUUUCUUGCUGUCUCUCCUCUGCUACAUGAGACAUUGCGGACUCCGUGGGGAUUCACGUGGGCCCUUUCAGAGCCAAAAAUGCGGCGGCUGCUCGGCCACCCUCUGCUGGGGCUGGAUGCUGAGCAGCCUUUGGUGUGCAGCUGCCAGCAUGCUGUGGAAGGAGCAGGGGGUGACGGUGCUGGCUGUGUCGGCCGUGUACGACCUCUUCGUGUUCCAGAGGCUGCGGUUUCGCCAGGUGCUUCUCCUGCUCCUUGGAAAGAAAAAGAACAUCAGUGUUCUGCUGAGUCUCGGUGUUCUUGUUUCCUGGGGAGUGCUUCUGCUCUCAGCUCGCCUCUACUGGAUGGGAAACAAGCCCCCCAACUUCUCCAACUCUGACAACCCUGCGGCUGACUCGCCCCAUUUUCUCACUCGGACUCUAACGUUCCUUCACCUACCAGCCGCCAACGCCUGGCUCCUGCUCUGCCCGGACAAGCUCAGCUUCGACUGGUCCAUGGACGCUGUGCCCUUGGUGAGGUCUCUGGCCGACUGGAGGAACCUUCACACUGUUGCCUUUUACGGUGGAUUUAUCCUCCUGGCUCUGAUUGGCCUUCGUAGCUCCAAUUCCAAAGCCAAGGAGACCAACGGGAAGGCCUAUGUCGCAAAUGGGAAAUCAAUCACCAAUGGGAAUGGUUAUCAUGCCCCUGACACAAACCAUAACACAGACCAGGGGCCGCCAAAGACCACCAUUAACGGGUCAGCUGGACUCCACCACUACCCUCCAAACACAUCCCUCCCCCCGACAGAAAACCUUAUACUAUUUUCUUUAGCUAUCAUGUUCUUGCCUUUCAUCCCCGCCACAAACCUGUUCUUCUAUGUAGGAUUUGUAAUAGCAGAGAGGGUACUCUACAUUCCCAGUAUAGGCUUCUGUUUACUGGUUGCUACUGGUGCAAGAGCCCUGUACAUCCGACUAAGGACUAGAGGCUCUAAGGUCUUACUGUUGUGUUUCUGUGCGGGACUGGUGCUCCUUAACGGACUCCGAACUGUUCAAAGAAACAGAGACUGGAGCAAUGAGGAGAAUCUCUACAAGUCUGGGAUUAGUGUGAAUCCCGCUAAAGCCUGGGGAAACUUGGGGAAUGUGCUGAAGAACCAAGGGAAGAUGGCGGAGGCGGAGACGGCGUACAGAAACGCUCUGCACCACCGAGGGAACAUGGCUGACAUGCUGUAUAACCUUGGCUUGCUGCUGCAGGAGAAUGAACGUUUCUCCGAAGCGCUGCAUUAUUACAAACUGGCAAUCGGGAGUCGGCCAACACUGGCAUCGGCUUACUUGAACACAGGAAUAAUCCUGAUGAACCAGGGCAGCCUGGACGAGGCCAAGCGCACUUUUCUCACUUGUGCCGACAUUCCUGAUGAGAAUCUGAAGGACCCGCACGCCCACAAGAGCUCCGUCACCAGCUGCCUGUACAACCUGGGGAAACUGCUCCACGAGCAGGGACAGCAGGAGGAGGCACUGUCUAUUUAUAAGGAAGCGGUGCAGAAAAUGCCCAAACAGUUUGCACCACACAGCCUUUUCAACAUGAUGGGAGAGGCUUACAUGAGGCUGAACAGGCUGGAGGAGGCCGCUCACUGGUACAGAGAGUCCCUCAGGGCCAAACCCGACCACAUCCCUGCACACCUUACCUACGGAAAACUCCUGUCCAUCAUCGGGCAGAAGACGGAAGCAGAGAAGUUUUAUCUGAGAGCAAUUCAGCUAGACCCGACAAAAGGAAACUGCUACAUGCACUACGGUCAGUUCCUGCUGGAGCAGUCUCGUCUGGGCGAGGCCGCAGAGAUGGCAGAGCGAGCGGCCGAGCUGGACCGCUCAGAGUUCGAUGUGGUCUUCAGCGCGGCUCACAUGCUCAGGCAGGCCAAUCUAAACGAGGCAGCAGAGCGUCAGUAUGUGCGUGCGGCCAGCCUCAGGCCAGACUACCCUGCAGCUCUGAUGAACCUCGGCGCUAUCCUCCACCUGAACGGGAAACUUCCGGAAGCAGAGGCAAACUACCUGCGUGCUCUCCAGCUCAAACCUGAUGAUGUCAUCACCCAGUCCAACCUGCGCAAGCUGUGGAACAUCAUGGAGAGGCAGGGACUCCGGAUCAGACAGGGGGUACAGAACAACAACCCUUAAGAAUGAAAGACAUCAUGAGAGACUCUUCUAUUCGAAAAUGACCCACCGUCCUCAACAGAAGAAAAAAAAAAAAAGCAGGACUGGAUGUGAAAGAGCUGGAAGAUUAAAGCUCGCUCCACGAGACCAGAAAGACAAAUGCUAAAAACGUUUUGGCUUGUGUUGCUUGUGGAAGAUAGUUUGAAGCUUGGCAUGUUUGGGGUUCAAGGGUGCAAGAGUUGUGCCACAUAACAUGUCACCACAAGUGAUGUACGGUGACUUGAAAGACUGAGACUAAUGCCAGCUGCAUUUUGGGGGUUUAUGAAGUUAGACUAGUUGUGAAAUGAUGCACUGAAAUCAAUGGAAAAUAACUGCAGCGUCCAAAAGAACAAAAAACCUUAAAGGAAAAAAAGGCUCCAACAAAUCAGAUAUUUAUUAGUUUCUCUAAAUUAAAACUGAGGUAUGUUUUGAAGCACUUAAUUUAAAUUUGGAUGUAGCAAAAGAUUUAGAAUAAUCAGUACUAAAGGAUGAAUGACGUAUUUUCUUUCAUGAUUUCAGCUGUUUUAAAGGAACUCCACCAAUUUUUUACAUCAAUGUCUGUUGACAGGUUUUUGAGAGGGUACUAUGCAUAUGCAUACGUGGGGAAAAAAAAGAUUUACAGACUUUUAAAGUCUCUCUGGUUGAAUCCUAUUUUAGCUUGGAGUUCAAAAAAUUAUGUUUGAAAAAAAUUGUGGAUUUUAGAGGAAUAAAAACGUUGCUUUCGAGUCCUAAGUAGCCCCUUGAGUUCAGUCAAAACACAGCAGAUGUCCUGACAGUGCGAAGCAGCAUAGCAGCAUAUAGAAAUAAAUAUAAAGUCUCUGGUUCUGCAGCAUUGGUUUGCACCUUUUUUCAAUGAUGUAAAAGGAUAGCUAUGCUAAAAUAAGUACACUACUCCUGAAAAAAAAAACUGAAAUUCAAACCUUGAUUAAGUAGCAUCAGGAUGUUCUCACCUUUCAUCUUUUUCUCUUCACACAAUAAAGGCAUCAGAUAAAAAGCAUGCCAGCCUUUAGACAUCUCCAGGUACUGCCUUUUAAUAAAAUGCUGUACAGAAAACAGGUUAACGCAUAUAAAUACUGCAUUCCCAUUCUGUUGUUUAAGUCACUGAUGAAUGUUUGCACCUGGUGCAUUUUGAAUACUUGUGACUGUAAAAAUGAUCACAGAUCCUGAGAGAAAAACUCGUCUGCGGUGCCAAAGCUUGAACUGAGUCUUUACGCCUCUCGUGCCAAGCAAGAACUGUUCUCACUUAUGUGUUGUGUUCCUUGUGUCAGAUGAAGAUGUUUCACUUCAUGUGGUCAAACUUAAUUUAUUAAUACAUGUUAUUUUAUGUGGAACAGCCAAACACUGUGCUGCCACUGUCACAGUAGCCCAUCCUUACUGAUGUUUUUUCACGUAGACAGGCUCCGGAAAGGAAACACGACAGUUACAUUUAAUGUUCGUUUGUUUUUUUAUCCGUAUUAUUUUCUCUCUGCUCAGGGACAUCUGAUUUUGAUUCCUGUCACAUAACGGGACUGUGACACAGAGAGCGCUUCUUAAUAUGAUGUUACAUGUUUGUUUUUUUUUGACGACUGUGAUGUUUGGUUAAAUUAUAGAAGACGUGUAGCUGAAAAUGUGCCGUGUUUUUGUAAAGGAAAGUGAACCUUUUUGAGUAAUAAAAAACAUGACUUUUGCUCUCAA